CGCGACGGGAGGCGCGGGGGAGUCGGCUUGGGGGGCGGGGCAGAGAAGGGACUGUCCGCGCCCGGCGCCCUCCAAGACCUUCACUGUAGGGUCUGUACUUUCGUGUCGUCUAGGAGAGAACUGCAGCAUGUCGCUGUGUAACGGACUUUAGCGUUCCUCCACACGAAUUCUGAACCGGGGCCGGCCGAGGCCCAGCAGUCCCCGCGCCGCCGCCGCGCCGCCCACUGCCCUCUGCUGGGCGUGGGGUCGCCGUGCCCAGCGCUGCAGCCCGACCUAGGCAGAAAUGGCAAAAAGUCUUUUGAAGAUACCAUCUAUGUCUCUGGGGACAAAAUUGCUACAUCAAACAGGAUUAUCACUUUAUAAUAUAUCUCAUGGCUUUCAUGAAGAUAAAGUAAAGGAAAAACUUCAGCAGUUUCCUGGGGGAUCCAUAGACCUUCAGAAGGAAGACAGUGGCAUUGGCAUUCUUACUCUGAACAAUCCAAGUAAAAGGAAUGCCUUUUCGGGUGUUAUGAUGGUACAGCUUUUGGAAAAAGUGAUUGAAUUGGAAAAUUGGACAGAAGGGAAAGGUCUCAUUGUCUGUGGGGCAAAAAAUACUUUCUGCUCCGGAUCUGAUCUGAAUGCUGUGAAAGCACUUGGAACUCCAGAGGAUGGAGUAGCCUUAUGUAUGUUCAUGCAAAACACCUUAACAAGACUUAAGAGACUUCCUUUAAUAAGUGUUGCACUGGUUCAAGGUUGGGCAUUGGGUGGAGGAGCAGAGUUUAUUACAGCAUGUGAUUUCAGAUUAAUGACUACAGAGAGUGAGAUCAGAUUUGUCCACAAGGAGAUGGGUAUAAUACCAAGUUGGGGUGGCGCUACACGGCUGGCUGAAAUUAUCGGCCAUAGACAAGCUCUCAAAGUGCUGAGUGGGGCCCUCAAAAUUGAUUCCAAGCAAGCUUUAAACCUAGGAAUGGUUGAUGAGGUCUUGCAGUCUUCAGAUGAAACUGAAUGUCUAGAAGAGGCCAAAGAGUGGCUAAAGCAGUUUAUCAAAGGGCCAACAGAAGUAACUAGAGCUUUGAAAACAACUCUUUUUUUAGGCAAAGAGCUUUGUUUCCAGGAGGCGUUAGAGAUGGAAAGAGAUCUUUUAGGAACACUUUGGGGUGGACCUGCAAAUUUGGAGGCUAUUGCUAGGAAAGGCAAAUUCUGUAAAUAGGUGUUUUAAGAUAUGAGGCACUACAAUGAUUAAUGUAUAGAAAAGUUAAAUGAUAUAUGUCAGAAUUAUUUUGAAGGGUAUCACUGGUAUUUGGGUUUGUUUUUAAUAAUUUUUUGAAUACUUAAAAUCAUUGGCAUAGUUGGCAGUAUGCUCUAGUACCCCCUGACUUGCAGGGAUUAGGUCCCAUGAUCCCCAGUAGAUGCCUGAAACUGAGGAUAACACUGAAUUCUCGUAUACUAUUUUUUCCCUUAAUUACACACCUAUGAUAGUUUAUAAAUUAGGCACAAUUUAUAAGAGAUUAACAACUAAUAAAGUUAUAUUUUAAUAAAAGUCCUGUGAAU
Molecule: messenger RNA, 1530 nt
Organism: Pteronotus mesoamericanus
Lineage: Eukaryota; Metazoa; Chordata; Mammalia; Chiroptera; Mormoopidae
Gene: ECHDC1
Product: ethylmalonyl-CoA decarboxylase 1
Exons: 6
Coding region: 284-1189 (301 amino acids)
Biological process (GO): fatty acid beta-oxidation
Cellular component (GO): cytosol
Molecular function (GO): catalytic activity
Source: RefSeq, a predicted model, not a curated record